AUGUCGCAGUACGAAGACAGAUCGUUGCUUUGUAGUUCCCCUUCGAUGAAUCAUGAAAUGAACUAUCCGUCAUUGAUUGAUCGUGAAUAUAAGCGGUAUAUGUUGCAAGAUAAUAGCGAUUUGUGCUAUCUGAGGCAUCCAAGUGGUGUUAUUGUUGUGACGCUUAAUAAGAAACAUCCAGCGAUGCGAAAACGAAUCACUAAGGUUGACUGGCAAAUGGGUAAACAUAAGCAACUUGAUCGCAGUCGGCAGAAAGUGGUCGGUAAAGCUAAAAAGGGUGGAUUGGCUUUGAUGGCUGACACAAAACUUUGUGAAUUGGAGUGCAACGACGGAACUCGAUACGUAUUACGAGCGGGUAUUAAAGCGAAUUUAGUUGAAGUAAAUGAUCGUCUAGCUGCUGAUCCUGAGUUGAUCCGUGAGCAUCCUGAAAACACCGGAUAUAUCGCUGUGUUCAUACCUUAUGCAGGCGACCGACGUAAAACGCCAACCGUUUUCUCCGAAGAUGAUUGA
Messenger RNA from Anisakis simplex (herring worm), 510 nucleotides. The record is from the annotation of a GenBank genome assembly. NCBI's taxonomy places the organism in Eukaryota, Metazoa, Nematoda, Chromadorea, Rhabditida, Anisakidae.